UUUUAGAAUAUAUUGUUUAAAAAUCCCUCUCCCAAAGAUCGGUUUAUAAGAUACUAAUAAUAAUAAGCAAUUUUUACGCUAAUUUAAUAUAUACAAUAGUUCGGGCUUUUAAUUUUUAAGUAAUUUUUUCAAUUUUACCGUUUUUAUUUUAUUUUUAAGGAGUCAAAGAAAGUGGCUUACAAACAAUGCUUAUCAGAAAAUUAUUAGUCUGUCUGUCUAUGAAACUUAUUAAUAAAAUUCAAUCGUAGAAUACCGUCGAUCUCGCGAAAGUAACCAUGACGUUUAAAUUGCGACGGAUUGAGCGGCAGAUGACAUAAUCGAUUCGGCUAACGAUAAGAAAUUGCAUGAAUUUAUUAUUAAUUUAUAUCUCUGCCUUCCUUUCGAUACUUCCAGAAUUUUUAUCCGUUUGCCUCAUCUCUUGAUUAAUCCCAGUACUCUGCAGUGCGGAUGCGGGUUCACGGCUUGCACUUAUCGUCUUCUGUUAUAUGACCUGUUAUUUCAUACUUUCACUUACCCAUUCUUUCAAACAAAGCAAAAUAUUACGUAAUAUUUUUCGGAAUAAUUUUUAAAUACGAACAUACGAUCCUUACAUCAAAAUAGAUUUAAUUAUAAUUUAAAAAGUACUUGAAAAAUUAUUAUAAUAAAUCUUUAUAAGUUAUGAAUUAUCUUAUACAAUAUUAUUUUUAUAUAAUUGUUUCAAAAAACAUAAAAUCUCUUAAAAAUCAAAUAUUUCUAUUCAUUUGGAUAACUUUACUUAUAACAGUCAGAUAUUAAAUUGAAUAUAAAACCGCAUCCAGAUUUGUGUUGUAUCACUGUAUCGUAUCAUGAUUGCGUAUCAUGAUCAGCCAAGUGUGGACGGGGUGCCGUAUCGUGUCUGCGUAUCGUAUCUUCGUAUCAAGGCGAUACGCAGGUUCUGCCUUCUGCCUCGAUCUGACGUAGCAUGGCUCGUUUUAUUCAGUCAUAUUGCUUCGUGCCUAGCGGUCGCUUCAUGUCUGGUCGCAAUGGAGUGGUCACAAGAAAAAGUGAUGGAAUUAAUAAAUUGUUAUAAACAAAAUAGCAUUCUUUGGAAUCCAAAGGAUCCGUAUCAUUUUAAUCGCUUAAAGAAAAAUGAUGCUUGGGAGGAAAUCGCGCGUGACACUGGAAGAUCGGUCGAGCAUUGCAAAAAGAAAAUGGUAUAUCUUCUUUCUGCUUUAAGAAGAGAGAAACUGAAGAUGAAAAAGAGCAUGGGAAUGGGAAAAAGUGCAGACGAGGUUUACAAGAGUACAUGGUUUGCAUUUGACAGCUUAAAGUUUCUCUUGGACAAAAACACCACCCGCCUGACUUUUAACACUGUAAAUAUUUCGAAAAAAAUUGCUCCGAGUCAAACGCCACCAUCUUCUGUAAUUCUAGGCAAGAGAAAGACUACAAUGGAAGAUAAACGCAUCGACAAAACUUUUGAAAUUCUUCAAACAAGCAGUCAGGCUAUACAAGAUGAUUGCCAACACUUUGGAAAUUUGAUUGCGGCCAAAUUAAGGAAAUUUAGUGAAAAUGUGAGAACAAAUCUGGAAAGUGAUAUUAUGGAGCUGUUUGUAAAGGCAAACAGAGGGUUUUACAAUCUUCCAUCUACGUGCAAUUAUUUUCUACGAGAACAAAUGCCAGCCACACACCAGACAAAUAAUUCUGCACCUGAGACAAGUCAUCUGUCUUCUCAAUGUAGUCCUUAUGCUACUACCCUUUGAGCCUGUAAAUGCUUUUAGCAUUUUUUCUCCAGCCAGUGCCAUGUCAUCAGAAGACAGCUUUAACAUUACCGAGCUGCUAUAAAUACAUGCUUAUCUAUUUUAUAUUUUUGAAAAUUGAACAUUUUGAGUAUGAACUUCAUUAACAAUUUCGAAAAAUUUAUUGAGUCAAUGUUUUCACAUUUAAUUACAUAAUUUUCAACAAAUUAAUUUUUGUUCGAGUCUGUAUCUUAAACUUUUCGUACUGUAGUUAUUAAAAAAAUGUAAAAUAAAGUAUUAAAAAUAUUUCACUAUAUUUUAAUUACAUACCUGAAUGUAAUGCUUAAGUUUAUCAACAAGAGCAGAACAAACUUCGGGGACGAUUUCACUGAUUGUUUGAAGACUUUAAACAGGUACUGUAGCUUGCAUAAGAAUCGCCAGUUGCCAAAAAGCGAAAAGUUAUGGCUAACCUUUUUUUGCAGGCUUUCCUAUAUAUGGUGUCUUUUUUGAAAAUCUGCUUUCCCACCAAAUUUAUCAGGUAAAAUUCAGCGAACGACAUCUUUGUGAAGUUUUUGUACUGUCCACUAACAGAUUGAAACUUUAAGUCGUGUAAUAAACUUGAGCCACUAUACACUUCGCAAAAACUGUUUUUAUCUGCCACUGCCAUGAUUUCAUUUCAUGGUGAUUUUCAUUUUCUUCUUCAAUGAAUAAUGAAGAAAAAUGUAGCUAGCAGUAGCUAAUUGUACAAAGAAAGACAUUGUCUCCACAGCAGGCAACGUGGAGGCAGGAGCUAAAGAUACGGACGUAUUAGAUGGAAAACAAAAAAAAAAUACAGAUGCAGGAUACGGAUAUGUGUUGAAAACAAGACCUUGACAUAUCAUCAUAACCAGUAUAUCCGUAUCCGUAUAUGAUAAGAGGCGAUCAUAUGAUACAGUGAUAUGACACAAGUCUGGAUACGGUUUAAGGCUUACACGAAGGAAAUACAUUCAGUAAUUUUUAAAACUUACAAUAUAUAUAUAUAUAUAAACUAGAUUACUUUAAAUUAUUUUUAUAACACCAAAAAAAUACUAUUAUAUUUACUUUUUUCUAAUAUAAGUUUUAGAAAUUUAUUCUUUAAUUUUAAUGCAUAUUAGAAACAUUUAACGUGGGUAGGCUAAAGCACAGAGAAGAGAGAGUGUCACUUACUUAUUAUAGCUUCUU
This is a messenger RNA of Formica exsecta, 2894 nucleotides long. RefSeq lists its product as uncharacterized. Lineage: Eukaryota; Metazoa; Arthropoda; Insecta; Hymenoptera; Formicidae. The coding region runs from base 825 to 1718 and encodes 297 amino acids. The transcript is spliced from 2 exons. The record is from RefSeq and is a predicted model, not a curated record.